AUGCCACCCAAGGCAUCCGCUCGUGGGCGGACGCAGCAUCGCGAAGUGGAAAAGGAGAAAGAGGAGCCAUUCCAUCCUGCAGCCGAUGCAGCUACCUUCCGCGAUCUUCUCAUUUUCGAAGAGCGGCUCAAACAGAAUGCGGCUCGACUGCAGUCGCGAAAGCGCAAGUACGAGAUGCUGCUUUUUGGUUUCGUCAGCUUCAUACUGUGCCUGUCGCACCUGGUGGUCCUCUCCCCGCGAUCGUCGGUCUUUCUCCAAUACAGCUUGGCAGCGGUGCUGAUGAUCAGUCUCACCACAUUGUUCCUGUUCUUUGCGAGCGGGAUGCACGCCGAACGCAUCCGAUCGGCCAACAAGUUUGUUCCUCAAGCGAAUCGCAGCUUGCGCAACUUCAACAUGUACCUCAACACCCGCACCACUCGAACCGCAACGCUGUCUGGAGCGUCUUCAAUACCUCCAGCGCAAAACAGCAGAGGCGAACUCAUCUUUAGCAGCAAAGUCAGUCCCGACUUUCGCGAGGGUUACGAGCGAUACCGGGCCGCUUUCGAACGGCGUCGGGCCGAAAAAAUCGCAGCCAAACGCGCACAGUCGUGGAAGCGCUGGUUCGAUCUUGCUUUGGGUAGAUCGGUUGCUGCUGACACGUCUCGCAAGUCGAUCGACUCAAAUCCACGGCAUGGCGCCGAAUCACGGCCAAGGACGGUUCGUAGCAACAAGCCAAGAACGAAUCGCAUCACCCGAGCGUCAGCAAGAGCAGACUCGGCGGGGGAUGCUGCGACUACGGCUGCGGCUGAAUCGCCUUUGCGAGCGAGUCAACAGCUCGAUGACCUCAGCGACACAGUCAGCGAGGGUGCGAGCGGCGGAUUGAGCGAAGGGUUGAGUGAGGAAGGAGGAUCUCUGUCGGGUCAUGAGCCAUCAUAG
Molecule: messenger RNA, 915 nt
Organism: Sporisorium graminicola
Lineage: Eukaryota; Fungi; Basidiomycota; Ustilaginomycetes; Ustilaginales; Ustilaginaceae
Exons: 1
Coding region: 1-915 (304 amino acids)
Cellular component (GO): cytoplasm; Nem1-Spo7 phosphatase complex
Molecular function (GO): protein phosphatase regulator activity
Source: RefSeq, a predicted model, not a curated record